Molecule: messenger RNA, 1314 nt
Organism: Rubroshorea leprosula
Lineage: Eukaryota; Viridiplantae; Streptophyta; Magnoliopsida; Malvales; Dipterocarpaceae
Source: the annotation of a GenBank genome assembly
AAUUCCAAUGGAUGUGAUAAAGCGUAGUGUGGUUUACCACGACGUGAUCCAUGCAAUAUAUAACAUAUCAAAAUCACAACAAUCCUUUUUAUGGUUUCAAAGAAACCCUUUACUAGGAUAUAAUCUCUUUUACACUUCCUAAAGAAGUCUUUUAAAUCUUAUUCUAGUUUCAUGAAAACUCAGGAGAUUUAGCCUUCUUGAAUGGUGCCCUUCGUGGUAUUAGUAAUAAUAAAUUUUAUUAUCACAUUCUCAGGUCAAAAGGAGCUUUUAGGCAAGAAAAUGCAAGGCAAUGACGCACCUGCUCUUAGAACAAACAUACUUUACAUUGCACCAGGUCGCGCCCCUAACUUCAGAAGAGAAUUGGAAUUUCUCGACUUAUUGUCAAGGCCGUUCGCAUAUGUCAACCAUUUUCAAAUCUUUGCCAAUGACCAAGACCUCUUCAUGGCAGUGAUAGGGCCAGGUAACUCAGUUCUAUCUUGGGUGGUCCAUUCCAACUUUCAACCGGUUCAUUCAUCUGUACAUGUUCCCCAAAUGGAUGUGGUUGAGCUGCGCAGAAGAGUAGAAAAUAUCAGAAGAGAUGAGCAACUACUCAUUUUGGUUCACGUGGGCCAGAACAUCCCAGAUAUGCAGGAGCAUGUUGCUAUGGACUGGGCAACGAAAAUACUCACAAUUUAUAAACAUGGACAUUUGGGACAGCAGAUGAACCUAAAUCCAAACCUCCCACCUCCUGGGCAACAGAUCAGCAUCAAUAAUGCUGUUCUAAGGCAUCAACUUGAACAAAUUUUUGGACCUUUCUACAAUCACUCAAUUGACUUCCUGAGGAAUGCACUACACCCAGUGACACUCACAGCAAGACAAGAUGGUUCACUUGAGAUCAACUCCCCUACAAUGAAUGAAGCACGUAACUUUGAUCAUAACUCUUUUGCACACCAUGGAAAUCCAUUGGAGCAAGAAGUAAACAUUACAUACAGGCUACAAAGCCUCAGGUGCCUAGCUGAUUAUGGUGCUCGUAUAAUGCAACCAUACACCAUCCUGAUGCUAACACCUCCUUUUGCAUUAGUGGUGGAUCAUGCCUUUGUAUUCCCGAAUGAACCGGCAUUCACCACCGAUCAAAUCAUCCCGUGAUGUCACCAAUACAGUGCACAGUGCAAACAGUUUUGGGUUAUGAACUACAUCAUCUAUCAUUACUGAUUUCAGCAUAUUUCAAAACAUUAUUUUUGGCAUGUACUGUAUCGCACAUAUACACCUCAUGUUUCAUAAACCCUACUACAUGGAAUUAGAAAUAGAAUUGUAAAAUAAAUUGUAUUGGAGGAC